UUAAAGAUAACCGAGCACCCAAACAGGUGUACUCCUCGACAUUGAUACUUAUUUUACGCCCCUUUCAUUUGAUUGCAUCGCCCUAAAAUUUAUCAUGAUGAAACCCUAGACAGAAUCCCAAUUCGUCACCAUAAACCCCGUCAGCUCUCCCUCAUCCUAGUCGAUCUUCUACUCAGUAAUCAAUUAGGGUUUCAUACAUUCUUUGCUUACCUGCAAUCCGAGUCAUGGACGCCCAAAGAGCCUUGCUAGAUGAGCUCAUGGGUUCAGCUCGCAAUUUGACUGAAGAAGAGAGAAGGGGACACAAGGAGAUCUCUUGGGAUGAUAAGGAAGUAUGUGGCUUCUACAUGGUGAAAUUUUGCCCACACGAUCUGUUCGUGAAUACUCGAAGUGAUCUAGGUCCAUGCCCUAAAAUCCAUGAUCCGAAGUUGAAAGAAAGCUUUGAGAGCUCUCCAAGGCAUGAUUCUUAUGUGCCAAGAUUUGAAGCAGAACUUGCUCAUUUCUGUGAAAAAUUGGUGAUGGACUUAGAUAGGAGAGUUAGACGUGGACGUGAGAGACUUGCUCAAGAGGUUGAAGUUCCUCCUCCUCCUCCAAUUCCAGCUGAGAAAUCCGAACAACUAUCUGUUCUAGAAGAAAAAAUCAAGAACCUUCUAGAAUCAGUGGAGGCACUUGGGGAAGCUGGAAAGGUGGAUGAAGCCGAAGCACUCAUGAGAAAGGUGGAUCUGCUUAACAUUGAGAAAACCGCAUUGACCCUUCAACCACAGAAUGAAAAAGUUCUAAUGCUUGCUCAAGAAAAGAAAAUGGCUCUUUGUGAAACAUGUGGUUCCUUUUUGAUAGCAAAUGAUGCUCUUGAAAGAACCCAAUCCCAUGUCACUGGAAAACAGCAUAUCGGUUAUGGAUUGGUCAGAGAUUUCCUUUCUGAAUACAAAGAGGCAAAGGAGAAGGCAAGGGAAGAGGAAAGAUUAGCAAGGGAGAAAGAAGCAGAAGAAAGAAGGAAACAAAGAGAAAAAGAAAUUGAAGGUAAACACAGAAGUGGAUCUGCUGACAGGGACAAGAAUCGUUACAGUGACAGGUCAUCACGUGAUCGAAACCGAGGAUCUCGGGAUUCUGGAAGAACAUCGGAUCGUAGGGCCCACAACAACAGUUACAGAAAUGGAGGUGGUGGGGACAGGAGAGGGGAUAGAUACAGGGACAGAAGCAGGUCUCAUUCCCCUAGACAUGGUGGAAGAAGAAGGUCAUCCAGAAGUCCGUAUUAGUGAGAGAGAAAGAUUGUAGAAAAAUCAAAAAUGUCCAAGUCAGAAGAGUGAAGUGAAGUGAACCUGUUUUUUGUUCUCACAGCUUUGUUGAGAUAUAACUAAAGGAGAAAAAGAGUCUUAAGGGAGGUAUUUUACUUAAAUUGUUGUUGCGUAAUAAUAAUAAUGAUCUGUUUUCAUAAUCUUUGGUUGGUGACUAAUUGUUUUAAAGGGGUAGUUUUAUACAAAUAGAACACAAAGAUUUGGUGAAAGAAAUCAUCAUGAUGGUUUUCCCAUGGUUUGAGCCUCUGAAUCUGAAUCUGAAGUUGGUUUUUGUAUGUGUUGAAUGAUUCUUUUACAAAAAAGGUGUUGAAGAAGCUCAUAGAGGUAACCAAAGCUUGAAACUUGAAACUGUAACAUUUUGUUUUUGCAGGGAAGUUAGAUCACAUUUGUGAUCAGUUUAAUACUUUGCUAUUAAACUGUUUUGAUGUUUUUAGAAUGUAUUUGAGAUAUUUCAAACAUUUUUUUUCAAUAUAAACUUUGUAAAAUGUUGAUGUCUGCAUUUAGAACAUAAAGUUUUUGAGAUCUUGUAUCAAAGGAUCUUAAUCUAGGCAUUUUGCCAUCCCGAACCAACUUGAUUAAUUUGAGUGUAAAAAGUUAUUGGGAAAAAGAAAAACCUCC
Lactuca saligna is the source of this 1910-nucleotide messenger RNA. The record is from the annotation of a GenBank genome assembly. Lineage: Eukaryota; Viridiplantae; Streptophyta; Magnoliopsida; Asterales; Asteraceae.